UGAAGCAUAUGGAAACUAAUAAAUGUAAAAAAUGCCAGCAAAUUAUUGCUGGUGAUAUUCAUCGAAUAAGUAUUACUGAUACAGAAGUUCGUUCAGGUAAAAGCAAUGUCAAAUAUGAAAAUUACUGCCAAUCCUGCUAUGAAAAAUUGCCGGUUGGAGUAAGGCCUUAUGAUUGUAAAGGGAAUGAUAAGUGUCAGAGUUGCGGAGUGGCUAAAGAGUGUAGUUCAAAAAAGUGUAAUAAUAAUGCGAAUAGAUUGUGUAGUGAUUGUCGAGUCAGUAAUAAGGAAGAAUGGGAUGGUUUGUUAAAUUGUAAUUAUUGCUCUCGGAGGGUAAAAACAUUAUUUACUUCUAGUGGUCAAGCAGGCGGUGAUAUGUGUGCUGAUUGUUAUGCUGGCAAGUGUAAAAAAUGUGGGUCUAGCACGAAGGGAAAUCCGGAGGGGGAAAGCAAUAAAUGUCCGGAAUGUGGGGCAUUAGGUGGUUGUCGUGGUUUAUGUUCGAUGCUUCGUAGUCGACGCAAUGCUGACGAGUAUAGAGAAUUUACUGAUUGGCUCAACAAAAAUAAAAUUCCAGAGUUAGUUGCGGAAAGCAAGGCUGAAAAUUUAAAAUUGGUUGCGGAGGAAUAUCAUAAAGAGAUUAAUUAUCAGGGUGAUGUUGAUACGGAAAUUGCUAUCUGCCAUGCUAAACAUGUGCAGAAUUGCCAGUCGGCUUCUCUUUCUGAUCGGUCCAAGGCUAAUGCGGCCUUUGAUAAACAGAAUUAUGAUGGUUUCUACUUUACUGAUGAUAAAAGUGGAAACAAAAGCCGAGAAAGUGGCAAUCCUAAUAACCACCAAAAAGGAAAUGGUGGUCUGGUGAAAGGAAUAUUAAUG
Racocetra persica is the source of this 866-nucleotide messenger RNA. Lineage: Eukaryota; Fungi; Glomeromycota; Glomeromycetes; Diversisporales; Gigasporaceae. The record is from the annotation of a GenBank genome assembly.